AUGAAAUUUUCCAUGGUCGCCACUAUGGUUUUUCUAAGCCAAUUAUUAUUGGUUAGUGGUAGCAUAUCACUCGCUAAGUUUAGUCCAUUUGAUUCCCCGGAUUUCUGUUCCCAGAUUAUCACGCCUACGUGUAAUACAACAUUUUCAUAUAUCGACCGUCUAAACGAACAGAUUCGUCCAUACUUGACCUCAUUGGUGGAGACUCCGUACUUUAGAUAUUUUAAGUUGAAUUUUGAUAAGCAGUGCAAAUUUUGGGAUACCCAGCAUUUCUGUGCUACCGAAAACUGUGCAGUUGAAAUUUUGCCACCUUCUCAAUAUAAUUGGUCAAAUAUAAGCAACGACAACUUGAAGCCUUCAAAAUUAGGACAAAUCAAACGUCCAGAAUCGACCGGAUUGGCUGAUGACUCGGCUAGCGGAGCAGAAACUUGUGAGGAUUUUGAUUACUGCCAUAUUGAUGAUGACCACCAAUGUGUAUAUGUGAAUUUAUUGGAUAACCCGGAAAGGUUCACCGGAUAUGGUGGAAGUCAAUCAUACGAUGUGUGGAAGGCUAUUUAUUCUGAAAACUGUUUCCCAAACACGAAUCCAAUGUCAAUGAAAGAUGUCAAUGCUGAACCGGAACAAUGUGUUGAAAAGAAAUUAUUCUACAGAUUGAUUUCAGGUAUGCAUGCAUCUAUCGCAGUUCAUUUGUCAAACGAGUACUUGUCACCAGGCUCGGGGAAUUUUGAGCCUAACUUGAAAGUUUUCAUGGAAAGGGUUGGUUCUUUCAAUGACAGAUUAUCUAACAUUUACUUUAAUUUUGCCUUGAUCAGUGAAUCAAUUGUAAAAUUAUCAAAUUUCCCCAAAUUACUUGAUACUAUCGAUCAUGGUGAUGACUUUAAUCAACAUUUCUUGUCUAAUUCUGAUCAGAACUACAAGCAAUUGUUAAGUAAUAUAGUUCCUGAAUUGUCAUCUAAUUUGUUGUAUAAUUCUUCUACAUUAUUCAACCCAGAAGUUGUAUCUCCAACUUUAAAGGACGAGUUUCGUGCUCGUUUUAAAAAUGUAUCUGCUAUAAUGGAUUGUGUUGGUUGCGACAGAUGCAGAAUGUGGGGAAAGUUACAGACCAUUGGCUAUGGUACUGCGUUUAAAAUUCUUUUUGAAGGAGACAAUAUUGAUAAAUUAAAGUUCCGAAGAAUCGAGUUAGUUGCAUUAUUUAACACAUUUGACAGAUUGUCUAAAUCUAUCGAAGCAAUCAACAAUUUUAAGCAAAUGUAUUUGGCUCACCUUGAAGAUGUUAAGAAAGGUUUAGUAAAGCCAGGUGAUUAUGAAAAAGCUGAUGCAAAGGAAAAUGGUGGACUUGACUUCCCAUUUUUACUGUCAGUAAAUUUUGGACAAGAUACCGAUAAAUCAACCAAAGAAAAGACUUCUAACAGUGAAGAUUUGAAACCUGCGGGAACUUCUGCCGCCAAAAAACAGCCAAUGACAUUUAAAGAAGAAUUCAAUAAGGCUCUCCUUGAAGUUAUUGAUGCAUUUUUCUUCGUUAUUACUAGUUAUAAGCGUCUUCCCAAGACAAUCUACAACAUUUCAUUAUUUAAGUUGAAUCACUGGUGGAAUAUAUUCAUUGGACGAGAAGAAUACAACCAAUACAUGGAAUAUCAACUACUUCAAAAUAAAGAACAAAAUGAUUACAUAAAUUUGUUCUCAAAUUAG
Messenger RNA from Debaryomyces hansenii CBS767, 1686 nucleotides. It is a transcript of the gene ERO1, whose product is annotated as ER oxidoreductin. Lineage: Eukaryota; Fungi; Ascomycota; Pichiomycetes; Serinales; Debaryomycetaceae. Bases 1 to 1686 code for a protein of 561 amino acids. Gene Ontology annotation, molecular function: protein-disulfide reductase activity; FAD binding; thiol oxidase activity. The record is from RefSeq and is a predicted model, not a curated record. Gene Ontology annotation, biological process: protein folding in endoplasmic reticulum. Gene Ontology annotation, cellular component: endoplasmic reticulum; endoplasmic reticulum membrane. The transcript has a single exon.